AUAUACGCCGCCUCCUCCCCUCCGUCUACACUAAUACACUUGGCUGCCCGCUGUCACCCUGACCUGUCUUCACCAUGCCCGGCCUGAUGCUCGGCGAGCCCUUUCCGGAUUUCGAGGCCGAUACAACCAUCGGCAAAAUCCGCUUCCAUGAGUUCCUGGGAGACUCGUAAAUGGGGUAUUCUUUUCUCACAUCCAAGAGAUUAUACGCCAGUGUGUACCACAGAGCUGGGAAGAGCAGUGAAGUUGGAACCAGAAUUCGCAAAAAGAAAUGUCCGCAUGAUUGCUCUGUCCAUAGAUUCUGUGCCGGAUCACCUGGGCUGGAGCAAGGACAUAAAUUCCUACAACUGUGAUGAGCCCACCGAGACUCUACCCUUUCCAAUUAUUGCAGACCCCAAAAGGGACCUUGCUGUAAAACUGGGUAUGCUGGAUCCUGAUGAGAAGGACAGUGAUGGGAUGCCAGUGACUGCCCGAUGUGUGUUCAUUAUUGGCCCAGAUAAGAAAAUGAAGCUGUCAAUCUUGUAUCCAGCAACCACCGGUAGAAACUUUGAUGAGAUCUUGAGGGUUUUGGAUUCUCUUCUGCUAACAGCAAAACACAAUGUUGCAACUCCUGUAGACUGGAAGCCUGGCGACAGAGUUAUGGUUCCUCCAAAUGUUCCUGAGGACGAAGCGAGCAAGAUCUUCACCUGCGGCAUUGAAACCAAAGAUUUACCUUCUGGGAAGAAAUACCUGAGAUAUACUGCACAACCAAAGUAGAUUUCUUCUGCCAAGGAAGAGGCUUCCCUGUGCUUUUUCAGAUGUGAUCUAACCAAAGGAAUGUCCUGUCUGAGUGCAGAUCACACCACAGUCCUCAUUAGAGGCUAAGUUCUACUGCACACCUCUUAAAUUCUCUAAUCCCUGUUAUGAGAAGGAUUCUAUUUUUCAAGCACUUAUAAUAAUUAUUCUCCAGCUCCAAACUUUUUUUUUUUUUGCCAAAUGUUUGCACUUGAGCCCCCUCAUAUCCCCCAAAAAAUCUCUGGGGGUGGGGGAGGUCUUGCCUCAUCAGCCGUAUGGCAAGAACACCGUGCCUUUCUCGCUACAAUGUAAUUGCAACAUGUUUUUCGCAAGAAGUCUUGUCCUGAUGACCUUUAUCAUUGUGAGCUGGCUGCAAUAUAGUUUAAUAAAUUCUCUUGUGAAGUACA
Bufo bufo (common toad) is the source of this 1178-nucleotide messenger RNA. RefSeq names its product peroxiredoxin 6 (gene PRDX6). Gene Ontology annotation, cellular component: mitochondrion; cytosol. NCBI's taxonomy places the organism in Eukaryota, Metazoa, Chordata, Amphibia, Anura, Bufonidae. Gene Ontology annotation, biological process: cell redox homeostasis; cellular oxidant detoxification. The transcript is spliced from 5 exons. Bases 148 to 753 code for a protein of 201 amino acids. The record is from RefSeq and is a predicted model, not a curated record. Gene Ontology annotation, molecular function: peroxiredoxin activity.